Molecule: messenger RNA, 4704 nt
Organism: Sander lucioperca (pikeperch)
Lineage: Eukaryota; Metazoa; Chordata; Actinopteri; Perciformes; Percidae
Gene: csrnp2
Product: cysteine-serine-rich nuclear protein 2
Exons: 5
Coding region: 788-2527 (579 amino acids)
Biological process (GO): regulation of transcription by RNA polymerase II
Cellular component (GO): nucleus
Molecular function (GO): DNA-binding transcription factor activity, RNA polymerase II-specific; sequence-specific DNA binding
Source: RefSeq, a predicted model, not a curated record
CUGUGAUGUCACAAAAAGUAUAUAUACGGCUGCAGGGAAGAAUUUCUUCCUCUAUUGUUACAUUGUAACAAACGGGGCCGGGGCGGAACGGGGAGAAAGGCGUCUUCUCGUUACGUUUGCAACAUUUUGACAACAUUCGAUUAAAAUAAGAAGUCAAAAUCCGCGUUAAUGCGAGACGAAAGCGAAGUAAGCACCGCCGACUGAACCCGCCCCGGCGAGAAAAAGGAUAAACGAACACAGAUGUCAGCGGAUUUCUACAUCGCAAGCCUAUCAGAAAGAUAAGACAUUCGGCUAAUUAUAUUAUUCCAUGUUAGGAAAUAAAUCGCCGCUAUUCAUAUGACGUCCCUAUUUCUACCGUCUGUCCUUUAAAUGGAUAGGCAUGCAACAUUUAAAUAAAACCCGCAGGUCUAGUAGACAGCUCCUGCUUUCUUCGUGUGUGCAGAACAAUGAGCAUGGAGCCUAAGUAGCCUACUAUAGUCAGAUAUAAGUGUUGCAAAUUGACAGUCACGCAAGCUUCCAGACAGAUUACUUUAGGUUACAAUUGCCCCACGGUUGCAGUCUGGAUAGUCGGUUCAGAGAUAUCGGUUUUGUACUAAAAAGGCAUCUCAUAGGGCGUUGAAAGAUUGAUGUGCAGCUCACAUUAGAAAGGGAAACGACCUACGAGUUGGUUGGAAUAAGGGUCCUUGUUUCUGCCCCAGGGUUUUAAAUCAUCCACGAGAACCCACUUUUCCCACAUCUCUGGGUUCACAUUUCCUGGUGCCCGAGUGCGUUGUCUGUGGCUGGACGUAUGCUCCUCUGUGCCCUCAGACACCGAGUUUCCAUGGAGGCAGGUUCGUCCCUCAGCCUCAAACGAAGAUAUGAAGAGGUGGACAACAGCUCUCCAUUCUCUACACCUAAGGACUCCGACGAUGACAUUUCCAGCAGUGACAGUGCUGACAGCUGUGACAGCCUCAACCCCCCCUCCAGCACUGCAUUUACCCGUAAGGAACAACCGGAGACACACGCUAAAGCCACCUCCAUCCUCAGACAGCACAAGCCGUCACUGGGGGGAAAACGGGUACGUUUUGAUGUGGUGACGGUGUAUUACUUUCCCCGGCGGCAGGGGUUCACCAGCGUGCCCAGCCAAGGCGGCAGCUCCCUGGGCAUGGCCCGUCACCACUCCUCUAUCAGACACUACACGCUGGGCGAGUUUGCCCGAGAACAGGAAACGAGCCACCGGCACACUUUACGCCAGCACCUGCGCCAAGAGAAGCUCAAUGCCCGCAAGAUGAAGCUGACAAGGAACGGCACGGUGGAGUGCGCUCAGGCAGACCUGCUGACUCUGGAGGACGUAUCAGAUGAGGACCUGGACGUGGACGAGGUGGAGGUGGACGACUGCUUCUUUCUUCAGCCGCUGCCCACAAAGCGCCGCCGAGCCCUCCUGCGAGCGUCCGGCAUCGCCCGCAUAGAUGCGCGGGAGAAAGCCGAGCUCAGAACCAUCCGCCUGUCGCGAGAGGAAUGCGGCUGUGACUGCCGCUUGUACUGCGACCCGCGCCACUGCGGCUGCAGCCAGGCUGGGAUUAAGUGCCAGGUGGAUCGAAUGUCGUUCCCAUGUGGCUGCUCUCGGGAUGGCUGCGGCAACAUGGCGGGCCGCAUCGAGUUCAACCCUCUACGCGUCCGAACUCACUACCUGCACACCAUCAUGAAGCUGGACCUGGAGAAGAGGAGGGUGCUGAUACAAGGGACCGGCGACCAGUACGCUGAAUCCGACCACAUGUCCUCCCCCUCCUCCACUUGCCCCACGUCUCCGGACCUAUCCUCCGUCGCCGGCCUGGACUCUGAGCUGGAGGAGAGCGAGGCGCAGACAGCGGCGGAGGUUCAGGAUCUCCUGGCAGAGCAGGACAUCCUGGAGCGAGAGAACGAGACGGCCGUGCUGCACCUGCAGAGCGCCGAGGAGCAGGAGAGGCGGGAGCGGGAGGAGGCGGAAGGGGAGGCGGUGCAGCCCGAGCUGGGCGCAGAGCAGCCUCUCUGCCUCCUGCCCGGGCAGGGGGAGGUGCCGGGGGUGGAGCAGGUCCUCCUGCAGGGGCCGUUCCCCACGGGGGCCACGGUGCUCUGCAUCACUGACAACCAGGAGGAGAGCCCCUCGGCCCUCCUCAAAGACUCCACUUCUCUGCUCUACUACCAGCUCGGCCCCAUACAACCGGGGGCCUUCGAUAGCCUGCACGGAGCGCAGGAGGCGGAACAGGAGGAGCGCUCGCUGGGAGAACAGGGUUCAGGAGGAGGCCAAAGGAAAGAAGAAGAAGAAGAGGAAGGAGGAGGAGGAGGAGGAGGAGGAGGAGAGGAGUCGAAAGAUGAUAAGCCUGAAGAGAUCCCCUGCAGGCCGAUUUUGGGCAAGUCUUUGACCAAUGUGAUCCUGCGCUCGGAGGGAUGCGUGGCAGUGGUGGAGGAGAGGCCCUCGAGUCCCCGGCAGAGCCUGGCUGAUGUGCAGCAGUGCCAACGGGAGGCAUGCUUGGAGGGAGGAGUCAAUCCACUGCCUCCCGAAGUUUAGCUCUAGCUUCUCUGCAGAUAUUUUGCACAAUAGCUUCAUCUAAGAUGAAAAGAAAUUACACAUUUCACAUUUAUCACUGCUAUUAUCAAGAAUUAUUACAGGUUGCAAUCUCUUGUAGUGACUGUCAUUGAAUUAUGUGGAGAAUAAGAAGUGAGUAUUACAAUACCUGAGGGAGUGGGGGGGGUGGGAUGCUGAAAGCACAUACAGACUACUCCCGAGAAGUAAUAUGGAUGCAGUUACAAGGAAACAUUGUACGUAAUUCAGUUUAGGUGUGAUCAAUACGGCCUUAAUGGAAAAACCAUUUAAAAAAAAAACACGUGUGUGUAGGAGUCAUUGGUCGAUGGGAAAGUACACAGCAAGUAGUGCUUUGUUAAUUUCCAUCGUAGCAAACAGGAAACACAAUGUGGGAAUGCUGACAUAAGCCUUUUGUUUGGUGACGAUACAAAAAUAAAAAAAAUAGCUAUCAAUGCUAAACACAAAUUGUUUUGCAGUGAGCCCGAAGCUUGUGAGUUUAGAUACCUACUUGCUCACUUUCCCUUACAGCAAACCUGUGCUGUAGUCAAGCCAAAUAAAGGCCUCCGAUAGUAUCCUCCGCUGAAAAUAGACCUAAUUAUCCUGGAAAUACUUGUUUUUGUGUACUGUAUAUGCAUUAGCAAUGUGCAAGACAGAGCCGAGGUUGCUGCUUUUUUUUUUUUUUUUUUUUUUUUUUAAACCGUACGCACAUUGUGAACCGAGGGCGAGUGUUGCGGCGCUGCUGUUAAACGAAGGAAAACUAACACAGAGCAGCGGACCAACACUGGCCUUAGUUAUUGCUCUUGCUCACCUCGCGCUGCUUGUGCAAAUGCAGUUGAUUUGUCGACAAAAACCUCUAGUUUACCUGUAGUUCCAAUGCCUAUGAUAUUACUUAUUAUUUCCUUGAGUAAUGUGUCUUUUGUGGAUUAGAUACUGUUGGUUUGAAGUCCUGAGUCUUUUGUUUUCUUUUGUUUUGUUUUUUUUGUUUUUUUUUGAGUGAAAGGAGAUCUUUUAUACUGCUAUACCGUAACCCCAUGUAGUCAUGUCAUGUUAUUAUGAUGAAAUGCCAGGAUAGAUCUUCCUCAGGCCUCUCCUCUUUUAAUGAAUUAUACUACAUUAUGAGGAAGAGAGGAUUCUGAAUCAAAUCACAUUGCAUAUGAAGAAUAUAGCAUUGAAAGAGUCAAAGAAAGUAGUUAUACAAAGUGAUGUGAUGUUACUAACUUAUGAAACAGAUUGACAACGACCUGACUUUGUAUAUUUUAGUGUGUGUGUGUGUGUGUGUGUGGGGGGGGGGAGUAUAUUAGUGAGGAUACAUAUUUUAUUCCUGAAAGGUGCUGAUGUUACAUAUUUACGAUUCGCUGUUUGUUUGUUUUCUCUCUCCACCAUCACGAGAAAUAUGAUUUCACAGAGAUGUUCCUCGAUGACUGAUGUUUAGAAGUAAAAAGUGUUGCAGAGUCUCUCGUAGAAACGCAAUAGCUACUGCACCGCAGAUGAUUAAUGUGGAGAUUCUGGAAUGAGGCGUUUUGUCAUUUUGUCAUUGAGUAUGUAAAUGCAAUCGUAUAACAUUGCCUGUCUUUAAAUGUCUUUUUUAAGCGAUGUCUGAUUAAUACUGAUCUGCAUAAGUGUGCCGACUCCUCUUACACAAAAUCGGUCCUUUGUUUUGUUGCCUACAAUUACAGCUGUUGCUUUUGGCGACGGCUCGCCGAACACAGGAUGUGCUGCUGUGUAUGAGAUGUCUGAUGUGUUUCUUUGCCUUUUUUUUGUAUUGUCUUAAUAUAAAUCUGCUUAAGAGUUGCACCAAAGCAGUGGUUUCAACCCUAAUUAGAUGACGCUUUGAACCAUCAGAUUGAAAAAAAAAACAACAAAAAAAAAGUGAGGCUUUAGAUUUAUUGUGGCCCGUUGUGUGUUCGCGUGACUUGCCUCAACAUAGUACCAUCUUUAAAGCGACGAUGAUUAAAAGCUGCCUAUUGUUGAGCUUUUGUCCUUGGCUUUCUACUAAUAGACCUAGGUCUGGGACCACUGCAUCCAAUUAACUCCAGUACACUAUGUGAUUGUGUGUUUCUCUGUGUGAAAGGGGUGUGUGAUUGUUAGAAAAGACUGAUAUGUUUAGACUUCACCUAAAAGCUGUGAGAACUACUCUCAUGCUAACUGUUGCCUAAAGUGGA